CGCUAGCAGGCUAUUGGCUAACAGGUGAUGUUAUGAGACUUCAUUGGACAGACGAACACACGCCUUCUCGUCACUUUGAAAAAGCAUAACAGACGGCAAGGUGAUCCAUGUGCGUCUGAUUGAGUCAACAUUGAAGCAUGCUGACUGCACAGAGGGCAUGUGCAGCGAUGGCUGCCCGGCGCCUGGUGAGAGCCUCCGUCUCCUCAGCGCACACACACCGUGCUCUGAUCCACACUUCCACACCGUGUCAGGACCAGGACGAGCUGCAUCCUGAAUGGGCCAGUCUGGCUAAGAAACAGCUGAAGGGGAAGAACCCAGAAGAUCUGAUCUGGCGCACGCCUGAGGGACUCAACAUUAAGCCUGUGUACACCAAGGCAGACUCAGUUGACCGGCCAGAUGAAUUGCCGGGAGUAUUUCCAUACACUAGGGGGCCCUAUCCUACCAUGUACACCAACAGACCGUGGACUAUCAGGCAGUAUGCUGGCUUUAGCACUGUGGAGGAGAGCAACAAGUUCUAUAAAGAUAACAUCAAAGCCGGACAGCAGGGUCUCUCCGUGGCGUUUGACCUCCCAACACACCGUGGCUAUGACUCGGACAACCCCCGAGUCCACGGUGAUGUCGGCAUGGCCGGAGUCGCUAUAGACACAGUCGAAGACAUGAAGAUGUUGUUUGAUGAAAUCCCACUGGAGAAGAUGUCCGUUUCGAUGACAAUGAACGGAGCGGUUAUCCCUGUGCUGGCGAUGUUUAUAGUGACCGGAGAGGAGCAGGGCGUGUCUAAAGCCAAACUCACUGGCACCAUUCAAAAUGAUAUUUUGAAGGAGUUUAUGGUACGCAACACCUAUAUCUUCCCCCCGGAGCCUUCCAUGCACGCCAUCGCAGACAUCUUCGCUUACACCACUAAGCACAUGCCCAAGUUCAACUCCAUAUCCAUCAGUGGCUACCAUCUUCAGGAGGCUGGAGCUGAUGCCAUCCUGGAAGUAGCCUACACCAUCGCUAACGGCCUGGAGUACUGCCGCACUGGUCUGACAGCAGGCUUAACCAUCGACGAGUUUGCCCCAAGGUUGUCAUUCUUCUGGGGUAUUGGGAUGAAUUUCUACAUGGAGAUUGCCAAGCUGAGGGCAGGCAGGAGGCUGUGGGCCACGCUCAUUAAAGACAACUUCCAACCUCAAAAUGCCAAGUCUCUGCUCCUCCGCACACACUGCCAGACUUCAGGCUGGUCUCUCACCGAACAAGAUCCGUACAACAACGUGGUCCGUACAGUGAUUGAGGCCAUGGCAGCUGUGUUCGGGGGCACCCAGUCGCUUCACACCAACUCGUUCGACGAAGCUCUGGGUUUGCCCACGGUGAAGAGCGCCCGCAUCGCCAGGAACACCCAGAUCAUCAUCCAGGAAGAGUCGGGCAUCCCCAAUGUGGCCGAUCCCUGGGGGGGAUCGCACAUGAUGGAAGCGCUUACGGACGACGUCUAUAACAAAGCUUUAAAGUUCAUCAAAGAAAUUGAAGAGGUGGGAGGCAUGGCCAGAGCCGUGGCAGAGGGCAUCCCCAAACUUCGUAUUGAGGAAUGUGCUGCUCGCAGACAGGCCCGCAUUGACUCCGGGUCAGAGGUCAUUGUCGGGGUGAACAAGUACCGUCUGGAAAAAGAGGAGACUGUGGAGGUGCUGUCUAUAGAUAACACCUUUGUGCGUCAGAAACAGAUUGAAAAGCUGAAAAAGGUGAGAGAUAGUCGUGACCCAGAGGCAGCGAAGAAGUGGCUGGCAGCCAUUGAGGAGUGUGCCCAAACCAGGGAGGGCAACCUUUUGGCCCUGGCUGUGGAGGCAUCACGAGCCAGAUGUUCGGUCGGUGAAAUAACCGACGCCAUGAAGAAAGUGUUUGGUGAACACAAGGCCAGUACCAGGAUGGUGAGCGGCGCUUACCGCAGCGAAUUCGGGGAGCAUGAAGAGAUCGCCCGGUCCCUCAACAGAGUUGCAGAGUUUAAGAAGCAGGAGGGCAGGAACCCUCGACUGCUGGUGGCAAAGAUGGGGCAGGAUGGCCACGAUCGGGGGGCCAAAGUCAUCGCCACGGGGUUUGCAGACCUGGGCUUUGAUGUGGACAUCGGACCACUGUUUCAGACGCCCCUUGAGGUUGCCCAGCAGGCAGUCGAUGCUGACGUGCACUGCGUCGGGGUCAGCACGCUUGCCGCAGGGCACAAGACCCUGGUCCCCGAGCUCCUCAAGGAACUGCGGAAGCUCAACAGGCCCGACAUCCUGGUCAUCUGUGGAGGAGUCAUCCCACCACAGGACUACGAGUUCCUGUACCAGAGCGGCGUGAGCGCCAUCUUCGGCCCAGGAACCAGGAUCCCGCAAGCUUCAGUGGACGUGAUAGACAGCAUUGAGAAGAGCCUGGAGAACAUCCGGCAGGCCAUGUGAACUCGCUCUACAACUUAAAGAACCGUCUGUUCAUGUGGCAUCAACGACAAAGCCACAAGUGGGAGCUCACACUUUUGUACAGUUUCGUCUCAAAAGAUUGUAAAAAAAACAAAACAUGUAACCACCGUUAAAACGCAGAAUGUACAGUCAUAAAGAUUAAAGAGUGGUUGGUGAUGUAUUAACAUUGCAUUUUACUAAUAGAAUCCUCAGAUUGCUGAUUUCGUGUGAACAUCACUAACAUGGUGUUUAGUUUUGCUCGUUGACCGUAUCACUUUAAAUAAACCUACUCAGAACGUAAUGCUUUUAUUGUGAAAUGUGUGUAUGUGUGUGUGUGAGAGAGAUCUUCAGUUACGUAGCAGGGUGUUCUCAGUGCCAGUGUGUUGAAGAUGGAUAGGUACUCUCAUCAGAACUAACCUCUUACUACCCCUGGGUUUUCUGUUGAUGGAUAUUACUAUCGUGUAAGUGGCCUUCUUUUGUCCUCACGCCUCUAGCAUCGUGUUUAAUUCAUCCAACUUCAGCUCAGAGAAAAAGCUCUAGAGCAGUCAUCACAAUCUAUUUGACAAUAGUAUUUUUGUACAUGAGAUUCUGAAGCACUCUUUCGUCUAAAUAAAGAAUGUGAACCUUG
This is a messenger RNA of Anarrhichthys ocellatus (wolf-eel), 3027 nucleotides long. It is a transcript of the gene mmut, whose product is annotated as methylmalonyl CoA mutase. The record is from RefSeq and is a predicted model, not a curated record. The transcript is spliced from 13 exons. NCBI's taxonomy places the organism in Eukaryota, Metazoa, Chordata, Actinopteri, Perciformes, Anarhichadidae. Gene Ontology annotation, molecular function: methylmalonyl-CoA mutase activity; metal ion binding; cobalamin binding. The coding region runs from base 138 to 2402 and encodes 754 amino acids. Gene Ontology annotation, cellular component: mitochondrion; cytoplasm.